Molecule: messenger RNA, 1258 nt
Organism: Electrophorus electricus (electric eel)
Lineage: Eukaryota; Metazoa; Chordata; Actinopteri; Gymnotiformes; Gymnotidae
Gene: hmx1
Product: H6 family homeobox 1
Biological process (GO): regulation of transcription by RNA polymerase II; negative regulation of DNA-templated transcription
Cellular component (GO): nucleus
Molecular function (GO): DNA-binding transcription factor activity, RNA polymerase II-specific; RNA polymerase II transcription regulatory region sequence-specific DNA binding
Source: RefSeq, a predicted model, not a curated record
AUGACAAAAUUAUCGAAAGCCACACUUCCACAUCAUCGAGGGGUCUUCGUUUUUAUUGAAAAUCUGUUGAGCUCCAGUCGCGGGGAACCAGCCGCCUCGCGUAUUAACGACAACGAUGGCGAGGAGUGUGAGAGAGAAUCGGCGCCGAGUGGCGCUCCUGCAGCCGUGCGUCGGCACGACGUGUGCGCUCGGGCAUCCAGCACAGACUUCAGAACCGAACCGUGUGGAAGCAGGCGGCCGCCCCUCGCGUGCUCCGGACGGGAGACCAAGCAGCUAACUGCUCUAGCCCGACCAGACAGUCCAAAAGAGGAAAGUCGCAGUUUGGAUGAACGUUUCGACUCCGUCUCCAGCGACGGAGACUCCCAGGUCGUGUCAGAACCUCUGCUGGGGACCAAGGACAAAGAGCGGAAAAUCAGACUGCGCAUCCCCGAAGACGCCCGACAGCUUUCUGACGAGCGCUCCGAUCCGGACACACCCGAAUCGGGCUCGAUUCGCAAGAAAAAAACUCGGACUGUGUUCAGUCGAAGCCAGGUUUUCCAGCUGGAAACAACCUUCGACGUGAAACGGUAUUUGAGUAGCUCCGAACGCGCAGGCCUCGCCGGCUCCUUGGACUUGUCCGAAACUCAGGUCAAAAUCUGGUUCCAAAAUCGCAGAAAUAAGUGGAAAAGACAAUUGGCCGCCGACUUGGAGGCUGCAAGUAUUUCCCGUUCGACUCGGCGAAUUGUUCGGGUGCCCAUUUUGUAUCACGAGAACGCCACACCAACGUCGAUACUGCGUUUCGACGUGCCACAAGUCUCGCCACCCGUCACGGGCUUCACACAUGCAGUGAGCUGUCCACUAGCGUCUUUUACCCAUUCUGUCAGAUGACAGGCCUUGUCUAACUUUGGGAGACUGGAGAUGUUUUAUAGGUACAUAAUGGUCUUAUAUGUAUAUUAAUAUUAUUACCAGUAAUAUCAAUAUAUGAAUAUAAAAUAUCUUCACUGAUGUUAAAUCGUGCAAUAACCCAUAUUGCCCCUAAAAACCUAAAAAAAAUUGAAAAAAAAAAAGUUUGCUGUAUCCAAAGAACGCAUUAAUCAUGAUUACACGAAACAAACGAAAUAGCUCAUAUAUUUGUUAAAUAUUUAUGUAUUUUUGUGUAUUUUUUCAGUUUUUGUCUGAAAUAGCUAUUUCAAUGCAUGCAAAUGAACACCAAUAGGCCUAAAUGUAUACUGGGGGGACAAGUGGGGAUAUUUGCUUUAUGUAAAAUAUAUUCCUGUUU